Messenger RNA from Tetrahymena thermophila SB210, 2163 nucleotides. Its product is annotated as type I phosphodiesterase/nucleotide pyrophosphatase. The record is from RefSeq and is a predicted model, not a curated record. NCBI's taxonomy places the organism in Eukaryota, Ciliophora, Oligohymenophorea, Hymenostomatida, Tetrahymenidae. The transcript has a single exon.
AUGUCUAAGUCUUUAGAAGAUAAUGAUUAGAUAGCACUUCAGUUGGUUGAUGUAAAAAAAUGCAACUAGCAGAAGAAUUAAGUAGACGAAUCUUAGUACAUAUAAGUGCCUGAAAAUGAAUAAGGAGGGGAUUAAAUUAUUUUAAUUUCCAAAGGAUAUGAUGAUUAGGACUAAGGAAUAUACUUUUAAAUUAAAAAAGUAUAUCGCACUGCUUAAGACUUUCUAAAAAUGUAUAGUAAAUAAACAGUUGGAUUUAUUAGCAUAAUAUUAAGCAUUUUAGUUUUAGCUAGCUAUUUCAGUUUGAAAGAAAGAUGUCCUUAUGAAUCAGAUCAUACAUGCUUAAAAGAAUUUAUUUUUCCAAAACUAUUUGUGUGGAUAUCUAAAGUUUUAUUUAACAGCUUAGCAACUGUUAUCUAAUUUCAUUUUCUCGUUUCAAAAAGCACUUAUACUUUGAUACCUGCGUUCGGUUUUCUUCAGUCUAUGUAUCUCUUUAUAUUUAAUGACAAUACUAUCAAUUUGCAAUAUUACAUGGGAGGAAUUAAUGCUAUUCAUAUAAUAAUCUUAUUUUUUCUUCUUUUAAUAUAUGCUUUAAUUAGGGUAUGGGUUGCUUGCUUCAAAAAAUACAAAUGGAUAUGUUUUUUUGGUAACAUAUUGUUGAUUUUAACUGUUAUAAUUAUCUUUUAUUACCAAUCAAUUGCGCACGGGUGUGAUUAUUGGACCUAAGGAAUCAAUGGCCAAAUUGAAAGAGAAUAAUCCUCUUGCAAUAUUAUUGUACCCAAACUUUGUUGGUAUAAAAUCACCCAUUAGUGGCAAGAUCUUUCUUUGCUCUUUCCCUCUUGUGAAAAUACUUCUAUUUCAUCUGAUUCUAAGCAAAAAAUAGAUUAAUUCUAUUCUCCGUAUGUGAAGGAUUCACAAUUUAUAGCCUUUUCUAAUUUAAAUUCAGUGCCUGAGUAAAAUAGAACAGAUGAACAAAUUUAAGCAACUACAUUUAGAUUAUCUAAAGGAUAUUCUUCUUUGGAAGAAGCAUUCAAUGAUAAAUAUGAUGUUGUUUUUGAUAGAAAAGAGUAAAAAUAUCACAUUGACGUGCAAUUCAACUAGACUCUUUCUGAAUAAAGAAGCAAGAUAGCAAGCGAAAGUUCUUCAAAACCUCUCUCAAAAAAUAUUCUGCUCAUUUUCAUUGAUGCUGUUAGCCGCCAAUCAAUGCACUUAAAACUUCCAAAAACUAUAGAGUGGUUUUAAAAAAGGUCAAGAAUGCACAGUUAUGUCCCUGAAAAUAGAUAAUCUGAGGAAGAUAAAAAAAAUAGCUAAUCGUUUGAGUUCUACAAAUACAACUCCCUCAAGCCUUAUACAUACGAUAAUCUCUAAAAUCUGAUAUAUGGUUCAAUGAUUAGAAAUGUAGAAGUUACUGAAGAAGAAAAAUUGAUUAGUAUACUAGAAGAUAUUAAAUAAAAAGGAUAUGUAACAGGUCAUAGUAGUGAUUAAUGUCAAACACUAUCACUAAGUUUUGAUUAUGAAACUGCAGGACUCAUUAAUUCGUCAAGAUACGAUCACGAGACUUAAUCUUAUGCAUGCGAUCCUAAUUUCCAAGACCCUGAAAGCAAAUUUGGUCUUUUUUAGGGGCCAUAUUCAAUUACUAGAAGAUGUUUAUAUGGUAAAACUAUGGCUGAAUAUCCAACAGAAUACGCUAAGUCUUUUUUUAGAAAGUACAAAGAUAAUUAGAAGUUUAUGCAUCUAGAAUUCAGUUAUGGUCAUGAGGGAACAGGAGAGGUUAUUAACUACUUAGAUGAUCCUCUUUCUAAUUUCUUAGAGGAGAUGUCUGAUGAAGGAUUAUUGAAAGACACUACAGUAAUUCUCUUUAGUGAUCAUGGUCUACACAUGUAAGGAAUAUUUUAUCUUCUAUAACUCAGAAACGUUUUUAUUGAAAUAAACCUUCCUGGAUUAUUCAUUAACGUACCUCCUGAGUUGAAUGAAAAAUAUGGAGAUUAAAUAGCCCUUAACUAAUAAAACCUAGUUUCAAUAAAAAACCUUCAUCAUUUCAUAAAAUAAUUGAUUGAAGGAGAAAAAUAUGAAAACCAUCAAUUAAGUUUAACCAAUCCUCUACAAUUUUAAAAAUAAUGUCAUGAUAUUGGAGUUUUUGAGUCAGACGAUUGCUCAUGUAAAUGA